Molecule: messenger RNA, 7240 nt
Organism: Cylas formicarius (sweet potato weevil)
Lineage: Eukaryota; Metazoa; Arthropoda; Insecta; Coleoptera; Brentidae
Gene: enc
Product: cAMP-regulated phosphoprotein 21
Exons: 20
Coding region: 638-4075 (1145 amino acids)
Molecular function (GO): nucleic acid binding
Source: RefSeq, a predicted model, not a curated record
CGGUUUUGUCAUUGUAGAAUGUUUUUUGAGAACCUGGGAUUUGGCUUCUAUACAAUAAAAUUUCGCGUUUGCAAAAAUAUUUGUUUCACUGACAUCUAUAAAAAUAAAACUGUGUAUAAUAACCCUCGAAAACAAUUCGCGCUUUGAAUAAAAGUGGACAGUGUGAACAAAAAUUUUAUUUACCUACUGUUGGUGACUAUUUUUGAUUGAUUUUUUCGCUAUUGCAAAGUGUCGGACAGAAAUUUUGUUCGUGGCCACGAUUUAUAAAUAGUCCAUACUAUUACCUAGCUUUGGAGGCUCAGUAUUAGUGGCGCAGUCGGAACGGAUUUUCUAAAUGCAGUAGUGGUGGACAAUCAACCAGAAUCUUCUGGGAGUUUCUGUGAAAUCGCCAAUCGUGGAAAGUUCGAAACUUUUGGACAUUCGCUACGUGGAUUUUCAAAUUCUUCAGCACACAGAACCAGCAGCAAGGGAAGCAGAACGACAGUCUAUGCAAAGGUACAACCCGCAUGUGACGAGUUGUAAAGUUGAGCAGGAAAGGAGACGGAAAAAUACGAAACCAAUAUCAAGAUUUCAAGGAUGCGGGGGAUAAGUUUUACAUUAAAUUUAUACCCCAAUAUGAAGAAUUGUAGUUAACACCAUGCAACAACGCGAUUCCGGAACAGUUAUGGAAUCUAAAGACGGAGACCAAACAAAUACUCCUCCGUCCAGAGGGCGGUCCACAUCAAAAUUAAAAGUACUUGGACGCAGCCAUGCCAUGCGCGAAGAACCAUCUCCACCUCGCGAGCCGACCAGGGUCGACAACGACAUUGCUUCGGCAACGCAUCCGACGUCGCCCUGUAUUAAGUUAACUCCCUCGAUUGAAACAUCCCUUUAUGAAAAUCCAUUGCUGGAAUUCAGUCCAUCUCCUGUAGGAGAUCAAAAUAGUUUGCCGUCCCUUAACGAAACUGAUCCAGAUUCGUCUACGUCAACGUUGUUGGUCACACAAACUUCAGGGUUUUGUUCUCUGGUCAAUUCACGAGAUGACGACAUCAACGUUAGUAAGUUGGACCCCGCACAAACGGAGCUACUGUUUAACUCCGAACAUUGCGAGAUUGCAAAUACUCCAUCGGACCAGCACCAAGAUAAAGUGAUACAUACUAGUCUUAAAAAUAUAUACUGUGACUGCCAAAAUCAGAACUGUAUAAAAUGCGUAAGAGAUAAAAGCGUAAACAAUAACAAUCAUAGUAAUAUAAAUAAUAACGUGAUCAGUAGUUCAAAUAUGUUAUUUGUAUCAAGGACAAAUGUGCGAAGUAAAUUAAGGCAGCAAAGUUCCUCACAGGGUAGUUUUGAGAGUUCUUCAAAUUCACCAUGUCUUUCAAGAGAUAGUAGUUCCGAACAAUAUACGGACUCAACAGGUAUUGAUUUGGAACAUUUCAUACCCGAAACACUUAACAGAAACGCAAAGGAUCGAGCUCUUAUGUUAAGGAUAGAACAGGAACUAGUCAGUCUCGCCAAAGAUAAAACAAAAACGCAUUACAAAUUCCCGCCAAUGUCCAGCUACCAACGAAUGCUGGUCCACCGUUGUGCCGCUUAUUUCGGCAUGGAUCACAAUAUAGAGUCUUCUGGGAAAUGUGUGGUUGUUAACAAAACAAAAAAUAUGAGAAUACCAGAGGUAGAAUUUAAAGUACAUGUAAAAGACGAUAUCGUUUUUAAGGAAGAACCUAGGCGAUCUAUCUUAAAGAGGGAUUCAAACAGUAUAGAGGAUUACUGUUUUAAAAGUCCAGAUCGAGGUUACAACAGUGAGAACAGAAGAAGUAAGAGUUUUGAAGAACGGGAGGAAGAAUAUGAGAAAGCGAGAAAAAGAAUUUUUAACAGAGAGAUGCACAAAGGAUCAUCAGAGGAGUUUACAUGGUCCGAGAUACCUUGGUCGAGUACCGAAAGCGACUAUAUUUCAAAAUAUCGAUUACAUCCACCGGAAUUUCAAGCAAGACACGUAAGAAGAUUGUUAAAGGUGCAUUCUGAAGAUGCUGUGGAAACUAUGAGACCGUGUGUAGCAAAAAGCUUUAGUUUUGGAGGUUACGGUGGAAACGCAUCUGGAUUAACUAGGGGUGAUAGUGUCAUGUCUACGCACAGCGCAGGUCCCAGGCUUCUUACAAAACAAGAUUCAGGAGCUAGUUCCGUAUCAUGGCGCCUAAGCCCAUCAAGUUCUGGCUAUAAGUCACAAUCACAGAUGUCAGAUUCGGUAACGCCUAGUCCGACAUCGACUCCUCACCAUUUGGGCGAAGCAAGACAGGAUUUGAAUAACAGUGUAGAAGGUCACAAUCGAAUCAUAUCAGACAGACCAGAAAAUCAAAUUGUAUGGGCUGUCACAGACAUACAAAGUGUUCCUAAAGGCAGUAUUAUUAUCAAUCCACAGGCAAGCAAGUCGUUAAAAAACGAAGAUGGUACCAUUUACCAUUACGAUCCAAACAGGCCACCCCCAGGUUUUCUUAUCAAACCAUCACAUUCUAGUCAACUCGAAAUAAACACGAACGCAUCUUUGUCCCCAAAUCAGUCUCCACAUAGGGAAAAAGUCGGAAGAUCUUCACCGAAAGUAUUAAAUUCUAAACCAUCAAAAUCAUCCCCUACUAGAAAGACAAACCUUGCUAGUGCAGCAACGAGUCCUAGUUUACCAUACUCUCCUAUUUUGUCAUCAUCUUCAAUUCAAAUAAACAGGAGUUAUCCGUGUGUGCAAGUUGUUUCAUCUUGUGAAAAUGCAAAUUUACCACUUCAGCAACAGUAUUCUUCAUAUGGGAUACCUACCCCGGAAGCUAGUGCACCAGUUAUGCAACAACCUUUCAUUGUAUACACAACUCCAUAUGGAGUUCCUGUACAACAGCAUUAUGACUCGAGGACGCAGGAUCAAAGUAACAAUCAAGAAUUAUCAAGUACUUACUACCUCUCAGAGGGUACAGUGUCAAAUUCUGCACAAGCAAUUUCGUACAAUAGUCAACCCACUGGGUCAUUUUGGAAUCAACAACCUGUCAGCUUUUAUCCAAAUAGCCCGCAAGGACCUGCAACACCUCAAAGGUUCCCAGUUCCUUUGCAAACUCAAUCUGCCUAUGUACCGACAGUAUAUCCUAUGAAUUAUAUGCAUCAGUCAUGUGGAGCUCUACCCCAAAAUCCAGAUUUAAUGCCUGUUUAUCCCAACCAGUCAGUUCAAAUGGUCUAUUCCCAAUCCCCUACUCCUAACGCUGCUAUUGUUUAUCAAAACCAGCCACCUGUGAUUUACGCGCACAACGCUGCUACCUGUUCUUCGGCAGCAUUUCAGCCACAAGCCUUACCUACUUACGGCCCGGGGACGCCCACUCCUAAUAUUUGCAUGUCAUCCUCUAGCAAUCCCCUAUUUGGUUCAUCGGGACCUGAAGAUAUUAAUCAAGGUUAUGUUCAACUUGCUCAGAAUAUGCAGCAAAUGAAUUUGGGUGCGGCUGGAUCAGUCACGCCAAGAAGUUUUGUGGCAUUAAACAUGAAAUGUCCUCAGCCAUUUGAUAGUCGUUCUCGAAAUUCAAUUCCAAAAGCGUUCCCUGGCAAAUUCGUUUUAGGUCAACAGCAGCAACCCGGGGGUGCUUUUAUAAUUGGUCCGGGUCACAGUAGUAACGGUGCCAAUUCACCAGCAGCGGUUAUUCCAACGGGUUACUGCUCUCAAGGAUCCAACGUCCCUGGUGCAACGUAUCGAAGCCCCCCUGAUACACCUCCAACAUCACAGUUUGUAUUUCAACCUGGGUUUAAUAUGACCCCAAGAUUGUUUAGACAGAUGAGUGGAGAAAGAGAUCCAAAUUCCGGACACCCCAAAAAUAGCAGAUCUCCAACACCUGCAAAUGAUUUUGAUAGGCAGAGAAUGUCCAUGACAUCAAAUGUAUAUCAAGUAAUGCCUUAUGUUGUUCAUUCGGAUGCUAGAUGUGUUGGUAGAGGUCAACCCAGUGUUUAUAGACAAACACCCCCUGUGGUGAGCAGGCAAUCUAGCAUUAACCAAGGGUCUGAAAAAGGAAUUCAGAACAGGAAUCGUAAAUCAAGGGGAACGACCAAAGCAGGUGGUAUUCCGCCCUCAGGAAACUAGAAUGAGUAAUCCAUUAAUACUAAUUAUUGGAAAAUGUUAAACAUCGAUAUUUUAUCCUGCUAUUUGUAAAACUAGACAUGCAAUUGGAACUAACGCUCUUUUAAUAAUUUUCUGUAACGUAAUCGUUACCAUUUUGCAUUCAAAGUUUUAAUGGUAAUAUUGGCAAAAAUGAAAUCUCAUUGUAAUUUUGGUGCAUUCAAAUUCAAGAAAUGUGCAAUUCCUAAGAGGAUUAACUUUUUCGCCCACACACGAAAUUUUAGCGAAGUUGUGUCUAUCUACUUCCAGUUAUUAAUAAUUGUUUUGGAAAAUUAUUGUUACAGUUUGGAUUGUACUUCAAGGAUAUUGGAAAAGCUGAUUUGCGCUCAGAGGCACUGUUAGACGCUACUUUAAUGCAUCAUAUCAUUUCUGUGAAUAGAACAGAAAUAAUUGCACCGAUAUUACCAAAACAUUUCUUUGCUAUAUUAAUCAUUUUAAUUCCGUUUUGUAUUUAAACUUGCUGUGAUAUAACUAUUUUAUUGUCAUCUUAAAAUACGCGUUUUUCUGAACUUUAGUUUUUUCGUGCAUAGUGCAACUACGCACUAUGGAAACCCUUGCCCCUUUUUUCAAGCUGUUGAUGAUUGCGCGUACAUCCAAAAAAAAAGACGCACAUAUCACCAUCACAACUGAUUUACUAAUACUUCUUCUUGGGACAAGGUUUUUGACCUUCGGGAAACAUAUACUGUUUUAAUUGUCCUGUUGUUUUCCUCAACGAACUUUCUGGACAAUAUUCUCGUUUGUAGAUUCAUGAUCAUCAUUUAAGUAGUAAAGAUGUAAAGAGAAGAACUUAUGUACAAUAAUCUACCAUAAUAAACAACUUGAUCGCUUUCGGUGUUAAACCUAAAGAUAAUAAUAAUAAUAAUAAUAAUAAUAAUAAUGAUACAUGUUUUUUCACUCAAAUUUGAUAUUAGAGUAGAGUCUAAGAACAUACCGCCGAUACUUCAAAUUUAAUAAUAAAAUCUCAACUCUCCUGGUAUGCACUCUCUUUUUUUUUCUAAAAUUUUGUUCCAUUUUGUUUCUAAAUAGAAAAAUAUUUAUCAGUUAUUCGAAAAACUCAAUAUAAUGCUAAUGCCAAAUUUAUAAUAAUUAGAAGAACUGGAUCAUUUUCGUACUAAGAUGCUGUAAAAUUUGCCCAAAUAAUGAAUAUUAUUAAUACCAUAUCUAGUUCUCCAAGUACUCUGUUGAAAUUGUUGUUAUAUAUUUCCGUAUUAUGUUACAAUGGCAUAUUUUCUUUACAACGUUUCCUGUCAAAGAAACCACCAUCCAUUUUGUUUUCUUUGUCCUUUACCCAGUGUCAAGUGGUAGUGAAAAUAUUUUUUUUAUCUUGCACUGCUAUCAAAAAGUGUCGCGUGUUGGGUAUAGUACAGUUGUAUAUGUGAGCAAAAAUCGCAAGUACAAAUAUUAUUUUACUUACAAAUAUUAUAUAAAGGGUGUUCAAAUUUAAGGUUGCUUUUUGAAUGUCUCGACACUGGCAGGGGUUCUAUUUAUUUGUCUCGUGAUAAUUACUGUUAGUGUAGUUAAAAUAUUGCGAAGUUAAGUUUUUAAGUUUAAUUGAGGAAGUUUAUUAAACCGAAUGGAAUAUUUUUUCUACCGAAUUCCGUAUUGUUCUGACCGUUUCUAAUACAUGUUUAUACGGCUCCACAACUAAACACAACAAUAUUUUUGGCACACAAACGUCAACUGUUACGCUACCAACAAAUAGAACGAAUAUAGCAGUGGCGAAACAUUCAAAAAGCAGCCUCAAAUUAGAACACUUUUCUACUGUACCGAAAUUUAUCGAGAAAAUAGAAAAUAUAUAUGAGAUGUUCCAAUCUGUUUUUAUUGAUAUACUUAAUGUACUGCAAAUGUUUUUUGGCGUAUUCUGCCGGAAAUAAAAACAUGUAAUCUAGAUCUGUGUGUCCAACUUUUUAUAUCAUUGAAACAAAUGCUCUUUUUUAAGUCGUGAUGGGUUUGUAUUUUUUUAAAUAUUUGGAUUAUCAAUGUCAGUGUCUCGGUCGGUUUUGAUAAAUCCUUGAGUUUCACUAAUUAAUUUUUUUUUCAAACUCGCAACAAUACUUUUUCGAUUUUUUAACACCAAAACCUUGCAAAAAGUACUUAGAUACAACUCGGUCUAGAACACACCAAGAUAAUGAUUAGUAAUUAGACUUAAAUACACUUAAAUACUUGUGAAUGAGAAAAAGAUUCGAAAAGUAAUACAAUUCUGAAAUUAAAAAAUUUCACGUGCAAAUGGUGCAAAUUAUGGUUUCAUAAAAAGGAGUUUCUAUACCAGCCCAUGGUGACAAUAAUGUCGACCAUCUGAUUUUCACUUCAAAUUUGUAGACAUAAAUGUUUUUAAAAUUGAUUUUACUAUUUUAAAAUGUAGAUAAACUAAACUGAUAUUUUAUACCAACUACUGAGUCACACACCUCCAUCUUGUCUUGCCAAUGCUUUCCCGCAUGCAUAUGUGCCAUAGAACUACUUAAAUUUGCGGAGGCAAAUCAUUUGAGAAGAUGUAAUUAUUUUAAAAGAACAUAAAACGAUAAUAAACCUAAAUGGUAUACACGGUUUUUGUAAAACAUGAAUAAUUGGUGCUUUUCAAAAAUCGAAGUCUAUUCCCAUGAUCGACCUGCUUAGUGCAAUACCCAGUCAUUUUUAGUAAUGUGAAUGUUGCUGCACUAUGACCUUUUUCGCCUCCAGUGAGCUUGAUUUGAAAAUAUUUACAGUAAUUUUGUAAGAAAAUCUCUCAAAUUAUACGGUUUCUUAAGAAUCACCAAUUUAUUAUUAAAAUAAUUUGGAGAAUAUUGCCUCAAACUUUUGUUGUGUUUUGGUAAACACCCGAUAAAUAUAUGUUGUCGCUAAAUAAAAUGUUUUUUUAGUAAAAUCAAUUCACUUAUAGAGGUUAAACACAGAAAAACCAAUUUUACUGCUAUUCCUGGUCAAUUAUAUUUAUAAUCGACUUAGCCAUUGGUGUACUUAACUCCCAAUUUUCUAGAAAUUAUAAUGUGUAAUAACAAACUACUUUAGAAUUCUCAAUAUAAAUAGUUAUUGCAAAUUAUACAAUUUUAUUGUUUAUAUAAACUAGCUAAUUUACAUUUUUCUAAAUGAUACGCAAGUGUUUUGUUUUUAUGUGAAAAUAAAUUAUUAUGUAUA